Molecule: messenger RNA, 1746 nt
Organism: Diaporthe amygdali
Lineage: Eukaryota; Fungi; Ascomycota; Sordariomycetes; Diaporthales; Diaporthaceae
Exons: 3
Coding region: 1-1746 (581 amino acids)
Source: RefSeq, a predicted model, not a curated record
AUGCGAGCAUCUUGGUCUCUAGUAGACAGAUUCCCGCAGCCAGCCUGUCGCGCAGCGCGCCUCUUUGCGCCGCCUCUAUUCCGACAGCACCCAACGAGUGUAUCCCCGUCCUACAGACUCCCUUACAAACCGGGCAUUCUGACCAAGACCACAACCCGCGCACCACUACUUUGUCGCCUCAACAGCUCUGCGCAUUUCUCCUCCAAGAGGUUCCCAGGCCCAGUCGGAAGGCCGCUUCAAUCGAGCGCAUCCCAGACAUAUCUGUCAUUAGUAGCGAUAGUCGCUGUAGCUGCCCUCUACGUUGCUGUCCAACCGCGACCUCAGUCGCGCCAGGAAACCGAGGCGCACGAACUCGACGAGAUGGCGCAAGACAUCACAACCGAGUUGCUGCCGGGGCGCGUUGGGAACCUGACGCCUGAGCAAGAGGAAAAGGUGCGAAAGCUCUGGGCCGCCAUCUUCCAAGUGUGCGCCGUCGGCGAGCAGGAUGACGCCGCUUCAGUAGCCCCAUCCGACAAGACGAACUCUAAAGACAAGGGGGAUAAAGGAAAGAAGAGGAAAAUUGGGCUUUUCUCCAGGAAAAAUAAGGACAAGGGCGACACGGACUCGAGCUCGACAACGAGUGGCGUGGGCGCGUCGAUCAAGGCUGACGAUGCUGACGAUAAGUACGGGCAAAACAAGCAAUUCCUGGACACACUGGCAACAACGUCGCCCGAGGUCAUCCGCGCUACCCUCUGGUCGAUGAUUAAGCACGACCACCCUGAUGCUCUGGUAUUGCGCUUCCUCCGAGCGAGGAAAUGGGACGUUGAUAAUGCGCUUGUUAUGUUGGUGUCCACCAUGAACUGGCGCUCUACCGAGGUGCACGUUGAUGACGACAUCAUGUUAAACGGCGAGGCGGCGAUGGUCGAGAAGUCGAAAUCAAGUGAUGCAAAGGAAAAGCAGCUGGGAGAGGAUUUCAUGGCGCAGAUCCGCAUGGGCAAGAGCUUCCUUCAUGGCGUUGACGACAAGGGGCGCCCCAUAUGUGUUGUCAGGGUACGGUUGCAUCACCAGGGUGAACAAUGUGAGGAAUCUCUUGAGAGGUACACCGUGUAUCUCAUCGAGACGGCGCGUAUGGUCUUGCGCCCACCGGUUGAUACCGCCACUAUCUUGUUCGACAUGACCGGGUUCUCAAUGGCCAAUAUGGACUACACGCCGGUCAAGUUUAUGAUCAAGUGUUUUGAGGCCAACUAUCCCGAAUCACUGGGCUCAGUGCUGGUUCACAAGUCACCGUGGAUUUUCCAAGGAAUAUGGAAAAUUAUCAAAGGGUGGUUGGACCCGGUGGUCGCUAGCAAAGUGCACUUCACCAACAACCUCAAGGAUGUGGAGCAGUUCAUCCACUCCAGCCGUGUGCUGAAAGAGCUAGACGGACAGGAGGACUGGACGUACACAUACGUAGAACCCACACCUGGCGAAAACGACAAGAUGAAGGACGAGGCAACGCGGGACGGCCUGUUGGCUGCGCGCGAACAGCUCUAUAAGGAUUACGAGGACGCAACUAUCAAAUGGAUUCAGAAUCCGGAUGACAAGUCAAUCAAGGUCCAAAGAGACAGCAUCGCGGCCAAGCUAAGGGUGGACUACUGGAACCUAGACCCGUACCUAAGGGCAAGGUCGCUUUAUGACCGGACGGGAUGGUUACAAGGGGAGAAGGUCGACCCAUACCCUAAAAAGACGGAUGCGACGGCGGCGACGUCGUCGGAUGACGUGGAUUAA